CACACGGUGCAUUAAAUUCUAUAAAUAAUGGUUAUUUGCAUCACUGGAGACCAAUCCGCACAUGCAAUCCAAAUUAAACCCAGUAAAAAUUAAGCUUUCUCACACGUAUCCAAUGGUGCCCUGGCUAUCCUUUUCCGUACAUAUUAUUGUUCUUGUUCUUGCUUGCAACAUCUUGGCUGCCUCUGGCAAUAAUGAGACAGACCUGCUUGCCUUGCUCAAAUUCAAGGCCAACAUUAAUGGCGACCCGCUAGGAGUUGUCCAUUCAUGGAAUUCUACCAUGAACUUCUGCCAUUGGCAUGGUGUUACGUGUGGCCGUAGACACCAGAGGGUGACUGUGCUAGACUUGCAGUCCCUCAAGCUCUCUGGCUCCAUAUCACCGCAUGUUGGCAAUUUGAGCUUUCUAAGGGAAUUAAACCUCCAAAACAAUAGCUUCACUCAAGCGAUCCCCCCCCAAAUCGGUCGUUUACACCGUCUGCACUAUUUAUUCCUGCAGAACAACUCGUUUAGCGGCGAAAUCCCACCUAACAUAUCUGGUUGUUCUAACCUUGUUAAAUUCCAAGUUCAAAAUAACCAGCUGGAAGGAUCAAUUCCAAUGGAGCUUGGCUUCUUGUCCAAGGUUCAAAUCAUUGAUCUGCAAAGAAACAAUCUGACAGGAACCAUCCCUCCAUCUGUGGGGAAUUUGUCAUCCCUUCAAGCAAUCUAUGCCAGUGAUAAUAAUUUCUUUUGGAGAUUCCCUCAUUCUCUAGGCCAAUUAAUGAAUCUUACUAUAUGGGAUGUAUCCACAAAUGGGUUUUCAGGUACCAUCCCACCAUCCAUCUUCAAUCUUUCUUCGAUUGUGCUUUUUGAUGUAGCUUAUAAUCAGUUUGAAGGUAGCCUUCCCUCUGAGAUAGGCAAUACUUUUCCAAAUAUUAAAUUUCUUUCCUUCUCCUUCAAUAACUUCACGGGUUCAAUUCCUAUUUCAAUAUCCAAUGCUUCAAACAUAGUCAGACUUCAGCUAGCUGGUAAUAAGCUUACUGGGAAAGUGCCUUCCGUGGGAAACCUACACAAGCUCAAAGGGUUUUCUGUUUCAAAAAACUACCUGGGUAGUGGCGAAGAUGAUGACCUGAGUUUUCUCCCAUCCUUGACAAACGCCACAGAUUUAGAAAGAAUAGGAAUAGAGGAGAACAAUUUUGGAGGGAGGUUACCUCGACAAAUCUGCAACUUCUCAAGAAACCUCUCAGAAAUAUAUUUCCAUGACAAUCAAAUGUAUGGAAAAAUCCCCAGUGGAAUUGAGAACCUCAUCAGCUUGAAAAUUUUCCAAUUAAAUGGUAACAAACUUUCAGGCAAUAUUCCUUCUAAUAUCGGAAAGCUUCGAAACCUCAGGAUAUUGCAUCUUUCUACCAACAAUUUCUCAGGCUACAUUCCAUCAUCUUUAGGAAACCUGACCGAGUUGCUUCAAUUCAGCUUGAGAGAAAAUAAUCUUCAUGGCAAUAUCCCUUCCAGCCUAGGGAAAUGCCAAAAACUGCUAGCUUUCGAACUUUCUUUCAACAAUCUUAGUGGUACCAUACCCCCACAACUUAUGAGUCUCUCCUCUUUAUCUAUGCUUGUUGAUUUGUCUUAUAACCAUUUGAAUGGUGAUCUUCCCAUAGAAGUUGGAAAGUUGGGUAACUUGGGGAUUUUGGAUGUUCGUAAUAAUAUGUUGUCGGGUAAGAUUCCUGAAAGUCUUGGAAGUUGCAAAAGUUUAGAAGUGUUGCACAUGGAUGGAAACUUUUUCCAAGGGCCCAUUCCUUCAUCCUUUGAAUCAUUGAGGGGUCUUCGAGUAUUAGAUCUUUCCCGUAACAAUUUGUCUGGCAAAAUUGCAGAGUUUCUGCAAGAUUUUAAGUUAUUGGCAAAGUUAAAUCUAUCAUACAAUGAUUUUGAAGGUGAAGUGCCACUAAACGGAGUUUUCAAGAAUGCAAGGGCAACAUGGAUCAAGGGAAAUAAUAAACUUUGUGGUGGGAUUCCUGAAUUUCAUCUACCUAUAUGCACUUUUGAUCAUAAGCCGAAGAAGAGAAUGAAGACAAUAGUGAUUUCCAUAAUCUCUCCACUUCUUGGAGUAACACUUGUAUUUGCAUGUUUCAUUCUUUAUCGAUCAAGAAAGAAAAGAAGAGACAAUAAUAGAUCAAGCUCUUAUGAGAAUACACUUUUGAAGGUGUCUUAUCAUAGUCUCCUAAGAGCAACAAAUGAAUUCUCUUCAGCAAAUUUAAUUGGUGCAGGUAGCUUUGGCUCUGUGUAUAAAGGAAUUCUUGAUGAAGAGGGAAGAGCUAUUCCUAUUGCUGUCAAGGUAUUUAACCUUCAGCGUCGAGGUGCUUCUAGGAGUUUCAUGGCUGAAUGUGAAGCAUUGAGGAACAUCAGACAUCGAAAUCUUGUCAAGGUAUUAACAGCAUGCUCAAGCAUUGACCAUCAUGGCAAUGAUUUCAAGGCUUUGGUUUAUGAAUUCAUGACCAAUGGAAGUUUGGAGGAAUGGUUGCAUCCUACUCCCACGCCAGAUGAAGGAGCAAAAACUUUGAAUCUUCUUCAGAGAAUAAACAUUGCAAUUGAUAUUGCCUCUGCAAUAGAGUAUCUCCAUCUUCACUGUGAAACACCAAUAAUUCAUUGUGAUCUCAAGCCAAGUAAUAUUCUCCUUGAUGAUGAAAUGAUUGGGCGUGUAAGUGAUUUUGGGUUAGCAAAGUUCUUUUCUGAGGAAACCCUUCAAAACAAGUCAAGUUCUUUCGGUGUAAGAGGAACAAUCGGUUACACUCCUCCAGAGUAUGGUGCGGGAUUCGAAAUAUCAACUUACGGUGAUGUAUAUGGUUAUGGCAUAAUCUUAUUGGAGAUGUUCACAGCAAAAAGACCUACUGAUAACAUAUUUAUGGAAGGUUUGAAUCUUCAUAAUUUCGUGAAAAUAGCUUUACCUGAAAGAGUCUUUGAUAUUGUAGAUCCAAUUCUUCUUGAAGGAAGUUCCAUGACCCUGGACAACUCAAUUUCAAACCAUAAUCACAAUUUUAGUAGCAUUCAAAAUAACAUAAUUCUUGAGUGCUUGAUUUCAAUAUUUGAAAUUGGGAUAUCUUGUUCGGCUGAGUUACCAAGAGAACGAAUGAAUAUCAAUGACGUUGUUGCUCAACUUAGUUCAACAAAAAAGAAACUUCUUAAAGCUCGAGUGCAUUAAGAGAAAGGGAAUACAUUUGACGAAGCAGGCGCACAGGAUGACUCAAGUGGAAAGCAUGCAGUACUCCUAAUUGACAGAAACAAGCACAAGCAUUUUUGUUAAUAAAUAGUGACGAUGAUAGUGCGACAAUUAAUGUACAAAUUGUAUUUCCUAUUAAGCUUUUGAUUGUGUUGUUGUUUCAUCUUAUGGAUAAUGGGCCUCUACUAAGCUUUUUUAAUUAUUUUGCAUU
This is a messenger RNA of Hevea brasiliensis (rubber tree), 3395 nucleotides long. RefSeq names its product probable LRR receptor-like serine/threonine-protein kinase At3g47570. The record is from RefSeq and is a predicted model, not a curated record. Gene Ontology annotation, biological process: protein phosphorylation. Gene Ontology annotation, molecular function: protein kinase activity; ATP binding; protein binding. Bases 62 to 3166 code for a protein of 1034 amino acids. The transcript has 3 exons. Lineage: Eukaryota; Viridiplantae; Streptophyta; Magnoliopsida; Malpighiales; Euphorbiaceae. Gene Ontology annotation, cellular component: plasma membrane.